Molecule: messenger RNA, 3028 nt
Organism: Canis lupus familiaris (dog)
Lineage: Eukaryota; Metazoa; Chordata; Mammalia; Carnivora; Canidae
Gene: DNAJC28
Product: DnaJ heat shock protein family (Hsp40) member C28
Exons: 2
Coding region: 183-1364 (393 amino acids)
Source: RefSeq, a predicted model, not a curated record
CCCGCUGGAGGGGGGAGCGGAGGCGGAGCGGAUCGCCCCGGGGCGGGGCGGAGCCUCCUGGGAUGCCGUCCCUGUGUCCUCCAGGGUGAAGUUCGUUUUAGGAGAGAGGUUCCUGGGCUCCCCGUUAAAGUAGGACCUCUGUCUCAAUUAGAUCACUGUUAGGAAGAACUCUGGGUACAAUUAUGAACACGAUGUACGUGACAACGGCUCAGAUCUUAAGAUCUCAUCUGAUAAAUGUUUCAAUGAUAUCUAAUCGAAUGAAAAUGCUCCCAUAUCUCGGUGUCAUUAGAAAUAGAAUGAUGUCAACUCAUAAAUCCAAAAAGAAGAUGAGAGAAUAUUACAGGCUGCUAAAUCUGGAUGAAGGAUGCUCUGCAGAUGACGUCAGGGAAUCUUUUCAUAAGCUUGCCAAGCAAUACCAUCCAGACGGUGACUCUAGUACUGCUGAUUCUGCGACGUUUAUAAGGAUCGAAGAAGCUUAUAGGAAGGUGCUUUCCCAUGUGAUAGGACAAACAAAUGCCCGACAGAAUAAAGUUGAAGAAGCAGAGGAAGAAGAAGACAAAUUCAAAUAUAAAACACCCCAACACCGGCAUUAUUUAAGUUUUGAAGGUAUUGGUUUCGGAACCCCAAGUCAACGGGAGAAGCAAUAUAGGCAGUUUAGAGCAGACCGUGCCACUGAGCAGGUGAUGGAAUAUCAGAAGCAGAAACUACAAAGCCAGUAUUUCGCCAAUAGUGUAAUUGUUAAAGAUGUAAGACAGAGUAAAGAACAAAAGAUAACUCAGGCUAUAGAUCGUUUAGUAGAGGAUCUCAUUCAGGAAUCAAUGGCCAAAGGAGACUUCGACAAUCUCAGUGGGAAGGGAAAACCUCUAAAAAAAUUUUCUGGCUGUUCAUAUAUCGAUCCCAUGACUCACAACCUGAACAGAAUAUUGAUAGAUAAUGGAUACCAGCCAGAAUGGAUCCUAAUGCAAAAAGAAAUCAAAGAUACCAUUGAUCAACUCAGAGAGGCCAUUUUAGCAUCAAGAAAAAAACUUGGGAAUCCAAUGACACUGAAUGAACAGAAGCAGUGGAACCAAGUUUGUGACCAGUUUCAAGAAGACAUCCGGAAACUAAACAAGCGAAUUAAUGAUUUUAAUUUAAUUGUUCCCCUCCUGACCAGUCAGAAAGUCCAUUUUGAUGCACAGAAAGAAAUUGCCAGAGCCCAAGAAGUAUAUGAGACCCUUACAAAAACAAAGGAAGUCACAGAUAAAAACCCAAACAACACUGAUCAGAGAGAAGGAGAGAAAACACCUGGAGUCAAGACAGGUUUUUUUAACUGGAUGAAUGUGUGGAAAUUUAUUAGAAUAUGGCCACUUAAAUACUCACAGUAGUGCCCCAAACCAUCUUCAGUUGUGCUGACAUCACACAGAGGCUGAGAUUUAUUGUUGUAACACAAAAGCCUGAGAACUGUGUGCCUCUGUACUUAGUACAAAACUGAUCACGUCUCCAGUGAUGUGUGAGAAAGCUGUAAGAAACUGAGUCAGAAAUGUCCAGCCAGCUUUGCUCUGAGGAGGUUGCAAGAACAGAAGAGAAUUUCUAGGAAAACAAUCCAUUCCGGCGCAUGAAUGUCAGCCCCAGGUGAAAUGAUUUAGGUCAGGGACUCAGACUGGGAAUCAUAAAGGGUAUUCCAAAAGUCUUAGUGCAAUUUUCAGUUCUAAUAACUCAGAAAACAGUUGCCAUCUUCAAAAAUAGUUACUGAACCAACAACAACAAUCAAAAGCAAACCUUAAAAAGCAUUCUCAAAGUCACAAAACUAAGGAAGUAUGGGCCAUAGGCAAGCAAACUUUCACAAUGAUGCAUGUUUUUUGCAAGCUUGCUGCAUUUAUACACUUGAGGUUAUUAAAGCUUACAACCAUUCUAAGACUUGGGACACUAUGUGGGUGGAAAUGUUAUGAUCAGGAAAUUAGCCCAAUAGAGUUACUGCACUCUUCCUUUUUUAUAAAGACCUCUGUGGGUACUGAAUAAAAAACCAAAAACCCACAAAAUUUCUGGGUUGUACUUUUUCCUGCCUUAACUUCAUUAUCUUAGCUAUGGAGAUCCAUCAGCCAAGCUAGUUAAUAUAGCUGUUCUAGAAGUAGACUCCAGUGGCCACUUUUAAAAGAGUUUGGGUGUAUUUUCUGCCCUUUUGGAGGUAAAAUAAUAAAAAAAUCCUUGGGAUCAAUGGAAACUUAAGAUUUCACUUCUGACUUCAUCUCUAAGUCUCCCUGAAGCCUUUCUUUGUCAUCUAUCAGAUUCCCCAGAGGCUUUUUCCAUGUGAAAAUCUCAAUUUAGGGAUAUAAUUUCCUGUCUUAGGAACCUUUUCAUAAAGGAAAAGGUGUCUGAAUUUUGUGCCAGUUUGCACUUUGGGCAAAUACAGGAGAUUAACAUUCGUGAGAUUGUUACAUUCCAUCCACUUUCAGAAAAUCUGACUUUUUAGGUUUGCGUAAUUGCUUUAGCCACAGAAUUGGGCAACUAGAAGAAUACAGAGUGGUCAAACAGAGCAGAUCUGUUUCCUUAUUUAACUCAGAGUGCUGGAUUAUGGAUGCGGUUGAGAAGUGGCACUUGCCACUCUGAUUUUGAAAGAACAAGUUAUUUUGUAAAGUGCGUGAUGGUUAAGUAAAACUACAUCUUCCAAAGGAAAUUUCAGGACUUUCUACUUGGAUGAUGGGGUAAUUAAUUGGUAUAAUAUAUGAUUAUUUUACUGAAUGAGUUAUGUGGCUUCUACAAUGAUGGCAUUACUGUAAAUGAAAUUGUGAACAGUAUGAAAUAGAGCUACAUACUGAGAACUGUAGUUCUAAAACAUUUUAGAAGGCUAUGAUUCUGUGAAUCUUGUUAAGAAUGGGAAUAAGAUGUAUGAUACCUAGUUGCAUUGCAGCAACAUAAUACAAAAGACUAUUUUCAAUAUUGGAUAAUGGGAAAGUAAACAACAAAAAAUCUAGUAAACCCUUAUUUUCAGCACAGCACACUUUAUGUCUGUACAUGUUGUCUAUAUUAAUAAAAUUAAUUUUAAUGAUUA